This is a messenger RNA of Budorcas taxicolor (takin), 2784 nucleotides long. Its product is annotated as collagen alpha-1(III) chain-like. NCBI's taxonomy places the organism in Eukaryota, Metazoa, Chordata, Mammalia, Artiodactyla, Bovidae. The record is from RefSeq and is a predicted model, not a curated record. The transcript is spliced from 7 exons. The coding region runs from base 1 to 2784 and encodes 927 amino acids.
AUGGGCACAGGGUACCCGACGGGGCGUGGGGACAGCCAGGAGGCAGGUGUCCUCAGCAGCCAAGGCCGGCCUGCCCUGCUGAGGCGACCAUACCCGAACCCCCACAGCGGGGACGCGGGAGCCCGGCCACCAGCCCCACUCACCGGGCCCCACCCUGAGCAGCAAGCAGGUGGCCUGCAGCUUUUACAGAAUGGAAGGGCACCCCUGUCUCAGAGGCACGCUGGGGCAAGAAGGCUCUGCGCCCCUCCUCCAAAGGAUGACGAAGAGAACGUGUCCAAGGGGCACGGCUGGACGGUCCGGGGUGCCGGGCUGGGAGGCGCCAGGCGUCGGGAGUGCGAGCAGACGGAAAAGGGUGAUGCCCGCUCGCACCGACGGGGGCCAGGCAGCCCGGGCUGGGGAGGCUCGGGGAAGGGCAAGGGCCGCGCUGCGUCGACCACGGGAAGCAGCGGCUCGGAGCGGGGUGGGACGAGGGGCGACAAGGGGAGAGGGUGCUGGAGCGGCGAGUCCUUGCGAGCGGCAGUGGCGAGCGGGGCAGGGGCGCUCCGGCGGCGGCCGCGGAGCCCCGACCAGGACCCCCUCUGCCCCGCUGAGCCGAGCGCCCGCUCCGCCGCCGCCGCCAAGUUCCUCCAACUUCGCCCGCUCCGCUCGGACGGCGCGCGGGGCCGGGGCGCACAAGGGGCCGGGGGCGCUCGGGGCGCGAGGGCGCGGGGCCCGCCUCGCCGCCCCCGCGAGCGGCCGGACUGCCGCGCCCCCAGGCUCGGUCCCGGCUCCGCGCUUACCUGCUCGCCCGGCCGCCGCUCCGGGGCUGCGCCCGCCGCCGCCGCCGUCCUUCAAGCUCUAACUUCGCUCCGGGGAUUGAAAUUCCUCCCCAGCUUCGCCCAUCGAUCCGCGCGCCGCCCCGCCCCUCGCGCGCGGGCAGGGGCGCCGGAGCCCGCGCGCCGCCCCUGCGCCCCCCCCGCCGCUGCGCGCCCCCCCCGCCGCUGCGCGCCCCCCCCGCCGCCCGCGCGCCCCCCCCGCCGCCCCUGCGCCCCCCCCGCCGCUGCGCCCCCCCCCCGCCGCUGCGCGCCCCCCCCGCCGCCCCUGCGCCCCCCCCGCCGCCCGCGCGCCCCCCCCGCCGCUGCGCCCCCCCCGCCGCUGCGCCCCCCCCCGCCGCUGCGCGCCCCCCCCGCCGCCCCUGCGCCCCCCCCGCCGCCCGCGCGCCCCCCCCGCCGCUGCGCGCCCCCCGCCGCUGCGCGCCCCCGCCCCCCUUCCUCCGCGUCCGGCGCCGAGCCGCGCGCCCCCCUCCGCGCCCGCCCGGCCUCCUCGCUGCCCGGCUCCUGCCCUCCCGCCGCCGAGCCGGGGGUGGGGGCGCGGCGAGGGAGCGCGAGGGGGAGAGGCGCCGGCGCCGCGGCGAGGACUUCUGUCAGCGACCCCACACCGCGCUCCACGCCCCCUGCCCCACCCCCAGACCCAGAGCGGGUGAGCGGUGGACACGGAUGCGGCGCCUCGCUCACCGAGGCUUGGAGACCGCUGGUGCGCGGCACAGAAGCUCUGGAGGGCGUCGGGGUCCCCGAGUUGAUGGAGGGGGCGGGGCCCGAGGCCGGCCCCGGGGACGAAGACCCCCAGGCUUCCUGGGGCCUGGAUGCAGCAGACGGGGAGAAAAUGCAAUCCAGCCGGCGGCUCGCCGCGACCACCGCACGCCCACCGCCGCUCAGAUGGGGCGGGGGACGGGCUCCCGUCGGUGGGUCGGGAGGAAAUUCCCGCUCAGCGGCGACAGUCGGGCCGGGAACCCCACGCCCCGCCAGCGGGGAGGGCUCCCUUGAGGACGGUGCUAGCAUCGCGCCGGUCUGGGCGGCCACAGGCCACACGGUGCAGUUUGGGAAGAGAGAAAGUUGGGGGCGACACCCAGAGACGGGAGAGUCAAGAAGGAGGGACGAGGAGGGGGCGUGGAGGCAAGAGCGGCAGGGUGAGAAGGCUGAGAGCCGCGCGCUGGGGUCCCGCCACACCCCGGAGCCCAGCCCGGCCCCCGGCUUCCGGGCGGAGAGGCUCGGGGCAGAGGCGCCUGGGAAUCGCCUGGAGCCGGGUCCCUCGCGGGAGAGCGGCCGCGGCCGGCGGAGCCAGGAGACCGGGAAAGUUUCGGGGUCCCCGCGGCGCCUUCUAGCCCGAGGGGUCCGGAGUCCCGGGCCUUCGGGCCGCGGCGUCGGGGAGGGAAGUUUGUCCGGCCGGGGCCCGGCGACUGCUAACUUCGGGUGCGAUCGCCUCGGCACCCGAGAGCGGGGCGGCGAGGACCGGCGGAAACAACGGGCGGGGACCUGCUGCCCUGCAGCCGCGGGAGAAAGGACCCCCGAACCGCAGCCCCCGCCCCCGCCCCCACCAUCCCCUUCCUACCUGCUCUGGGUUGUGGGCCCGGGGCUGGAGGCACGGUCACAGGAGAGCGCAGCGCGCGCGCCCAGGUCCCCGGAGCGCGGCGGCGGCGGCGGCGGCUUCCCCUCCUUCCUCCAGCUCUUCCUCCGCCGGCCUCGCUGGCUCCAGACAGAUCUCCUCCCCCUAGCGCCCUGCCUGCCCCUCCCGGAGCCCGCCGGGCUGGGCUCGGCCUGCGACUGGGAGCGGAGCGGAGCCGGCGGGAGCCGGGCUGCGGCGCUCACUGCGUCAAGCGCUGGGCGAGCGCGGGGCGGCGGCGGCGGAGACAGCGCGCGGCGAGCCCGGGGCCGGCCGGACAGGCGGGGCAGCGGCGGCUCCGGCUCCGGCUCCUCCGGCUCCGGCGCGGGCGCGGAGGUGGCGGCCGCGGCCGCGCCGAGGUUGUAG